AUGGACAUCUCGACAGAGCGCAAUCCGAUCGUUACUGACAAUAUCACGCUUGCACAUGCUCAUUCUGUCUCUACAAAGCGUAAGCGAGUAGUGCUUUCGAUUCAUGACAAACAGCAGGUUCUACAGCUUCUUGAAAGCGGUGAACAGCCGAUCGCUAUUGCAAGAGAGUUUGGCAUCAGUCGUCAGCAAGUAUCGGAUAUUAAGAAAAACAAGGAGCGUAUUUUAGCAUUUUGUACGAAUGCAAAGUGUAUUUCGAAACUCAAGUGCAAGACAAUCAAGUCGGUACCUGAGCAUCAUCCAGGCGUGGAGCAAGAACUCUAUCGGUGGAUUAUCCGCCAACGGACACUAGGACGAAAAGUAUCAGCUGGUGCACUGACUGCUAAAAUGGUGGAUCUCUUUAUGCAAUAUGCGUCUGAUACUUCUAAAAUACCAUUUGCUGCGAUGACCAAGUGGUUGAAACACUUUAAGAAAGUUUAUGGUCUCAAAGUGCUGUCAGAGGAUGAAAUGCAGCAGCUGCCGGAGCAGUUUGUACCGGCAAUGGGUAUGACACAAACGCAACUGGAUCGGAAAGUAGCUACAUCUAUGGAUACGAAUGUGUGUAUGAACGUUAUGAGUCAUGGGAAUCCACGACAUGUGCAAAUUGGUGCCCCUUUGACAUCGUUACAGACUGUUGUGGACACGGUUCAAGAGCUGAAUACCCAAUUUGCGCAGUUUGAACACAAGAUGGCAAUUAAGUUGGACCAUAUAGAUGAACGGGUUACUAGAUUGUGCUACUUUGUGCUACCCUCUGCGAAAUCAAGCUAG
Peronospora belbahrii is the source of this 804-nucleotide messenger RNA. Lineage: Eukaryota; Oomycota; Peronosporomycetes; Peronosporales; Peronosporaceae. The record is from the annotation of a GenBank genome assembly.